Pyrenophora tritici-repentis Pt-1C-BFP is the source of this 729-nucleotide messenger RNA. Its product is annotated as INO80-Ies4 multi-domain protein. Gene Ontology annotation, cellular component: Ino80 complex. The record is from RefSeq and is a predicted model, not a curated record. Lineage: Eukaryota; Fungi; Ascomycota; Dothideomycetes; Pleosporales; Pleosporaceae. Gene Ontology annotation, biological process: chromatin remodeling.
AUGACCACAAAAUCACAGAAGACACUCGUCGUCACAUUCAAGCUGUCACCAGAGUCCCUAAGUCAGUUCCCGCACCAGCCCGCGCCCGCCGUCAAGGAGGAAGCCAAGGCAUCUACACCAACACCCACGCCCCAGAUUGUCGAACCUACGCCUGCUGCCACUCCCGCAGACUCGACCGCAGACAUGAACGCCAGCACACCCUCGUCGCUCGCUCCUCCCUCGGCCAAGAGGAAGGGCCCCAAGCCUGGGAGCAAGCGGAGUGCUGCGCAGAUGGAGGCUGGCUCCAACGCCGGCACACCCAAACAACCAAAGGCCAAGCCUGGGCCCAAGAGGAAGAAGAUGGGAGACAUCAUCAACGACCCCAACUCAAAAGGUCCCUUUGCUGCACCAGCAGCCAUCAACAAGGCUGGCCCCAAGGCUAACCUAGGCGCCAUCAACGAGCGACUACGUGCCCUUGACCGAUCAGGCGCCAAGUGCCGUCGAUGGGAGAAGAAGGGCUUCCAAGUUCGCAGCUUCACCGGCGUCCUGUGGCAAGUACCUACCUACCAGCCAGGCCGCGGGUCUGCUUUCGCCGACGACGUCAAGAGCGACACCACUGGCACCAGCGACUCCAAGCUCAAGGACGAAAGUAGUGCCAUCAGCGACAAGAGCGGCAUGAACGGCGACAGCACGCCAAUACCGACGCCGAUGAACGGCCUCGAAAGCUCACCAGCUCCCAUUCCAGCUUGA